Cetraspora pellucida is the source of this 711-nucleotide messenger RNA. The record is from the annotation of a GenBank genome assembly. Lineage: Eukaryota; Fungi; Glomeromycota; Glomeromycetes; Diversisporales; Gigasporaceae.
AUGAUUGAUUUUCUUAAAAAGGCAGGUAUGAUAGUUUCUAUAAUAGAGUUAAUCCCUAAAUCUGAAAAUAAUGAUGCAUUGUUAUCAAAAGCAAUAAGAGUGUAUUUCUCUGUUGUUAAAGCAGAAGAGAUUUCAGAUAUUGCUAAUACCAAUAUUCUUAAUUAUGAAAUGGCUAAGUCAGAGUGUUAUGAGUAUCUAUCUGAAUCUUUAACAGAGGAAUUUAUCGCAGAAUAUGGUAAUCCCAACUAUAUGAAGUGGUUUAGAGCUUUCUGGAAAUUAUAUAAUGCUGAAUUAUUGAAGACAUAUACACCUGUUAAAGAUAUUAAUGAUCAGGAUAGAUAUACAGCUGAUAUUGUUAAAUUAUGUUUAGAAUCAUCUAAGUCUAUAAAGUAUCUCCAAGAUUUAGUACCAAAAAUGGCCCAAGUUUUUGAUAAUACAAACACAUCUCAUAGCAUUAAAAAAUCUGCACUUUUUGCAACUUAUAGAAUAAAGUUUAAAGCUACUAACAAUAAACAAACCCAUUAUUAUCUAGUAGAUCCAUUUGAUAAAGAAAGUGUUCCAAAGUUGCUAUCAUACCAAAUAGGUGAAGAACAGUUCUAUAAAAAUGAUGAAGAUAUAUGUUAUGGGUAUAGUAAACUCUCAUCUGAUGAAUUAGAGAUCACUCUCAGUUCUGAUAUACAGUUGCGUCAAGAAUUGUUUGAUAUCAUUUAA